Hippocampus zosterae (dwarf seahorse) is the source of this 1408-nucleotide messenger RNA. RefSeq names its product tRNA methyltransferase 12 homolog (gene tyw2). The coding region runs from base 119 to 1309 and encodes 396 amino acids. The transcript is spliced from 7 exons. Gene Ontology annotation, biological process: tRNA methylation. Gene Ontology annotation, molecular function: tRNA methyltransferase activity. The record is from RefSeq and is a predicted model, not a curated record. Gene Ontology annotation, cellular component: cytoplasm. NCBI's taxonomy places the organism in Eukaryota, Metazoa, Chordata, Actinopteri, Syngnathiformes, Syngnathidae.
ACAAGCACUUGUGUAUUCCACUUUUUCCGCUCUUAGUGUUUACGAUUUUUGUCUGUGUCAUUUUUUCAUGUUGUAAAGGUAAACGUAUUUCGUUUUUGUUGUUUUUUUUGUCUUGGAAAUGGAAGCGGUGCCUUGCUUCCGUGUGUCUCAAUGCCGUGCACAGAAAUUAAGGGAAAACCUCCAGUCCCAAGAUUUCCUGGACCGAAGUUUAUGUAUUGUGAAAGAGCCGACUGGGACCGUCCUUGUGCCAAUUUUACAUUCAUGUUUACUGCAAAAUGUGCUUGCCUUUGUCAAAGAUGUGACAGUUGUUUGGUGCGAGCCUUCUAUGUUCGCCAAGAAGGGAAGAGACAGGAGGAAGGGUGACAAGCUUGAAGAUGUUCUGCAGGAGUUGUUGGAAUCUCAUGGAGAAAGUUGGACGAAGGAGGUGAAGGAUGAUCUCCCUCGGAGCUUCCAGCGACAUGGAGAUUUAGUCCUGCUGGGGCAAAACUGUUUCUCCCUACCUUUAUGGAAGAAAAUCGAUCAACAGCUAUGGCCCGCAGUAGCCAAAGGCUUAGGAGCCAAACGACUGGCGAGGAUGAGCCGAAUAUCCAGCAACGGCUUCCGAUCUCCUCAAGUGACUGUGCUCCUGGGAGAGCACAACUGGGUCAAACAUGUAGACAAUGGCAUUACGUAUGAAUUUGAUGUCAGCAAAUGCAUGUUCUCUGCUGGAAAUAUAACAGAGAAGCUACGGGUUGCUGGGUUUGACUGCAGGGGUGAGACUGUGUUCGAUUUAUAUGCAGGUAUAGGAUACUUCACACUUCCAUAUCUGGUCCACACGGGUGCUGCACAUGUCCAUGCCUGCGAGUGGAACCCACAUGCUGUUGAGGCGCUGCGUAAAAACCUCGUGACCAACCGAGUACAUGACCGCUGUACAGUUCACCAAGGGGACAAUCGACAAGUUCAGCUGUGUGACAUUGCAGACCGGGUGAACCUGGGCCUCAUUCCGAGCUCCGAGGACGGCUGGCCUGUCGCUUGUCGCCUGCUGAAGAAAACAACUGGCGGACUUUUACACAUUCAUCAAAACGUUACAUCCGCAAAUGUCGUGGCAUCGCAUGCAGUGGAUGAUGGCGACAACAGCGUAUCCGGGAAGAGAGCAGACAGAGAGGCGUGGCAGGCCUGGGCCCACGCCGUCGCGAACCGCAUUGCAUGUCUUUUGAAGAAACUCACUGCCACCACGUGGACAACGAACAUCCAACACAUUGAGCAUGUGAAGUCAUAUGCACCUCAUGUGCAUCAUGUUGUGUUGGACUUGGAGUGCAGACCAGCCUGAAUGGAGAUAACAAUACGUACAAUCAUACAUGCAGUAUGCACAUAAAACACUGAGUCCUGCUCCUUAGGUUCAAUGUAAUUCAUAAAACAGUGAACAGUU